AUGGAGAGGAUUCGAACGCUCACUUGCUUCUCUCUACUCUCACUUGUAUCAAUCUGUUCAUCGUCACAAUCCCAUUCUUUACCGGGUUUUGAGACUGAGUUGUUGACUCGGGACCUUUUGGAAUCAGCAAAAGAUGCCCAGUUCUUCGGCUGGUUGAAAAGAGUUCGUCGGAGAAUCCAUGAGUACCCGGAAUUAUCAUUUGAAGAGUUUGAGACGAGUCAACUCAUUAGAAAUGAGCUUGACUCGCUGGGUAUUAAGUACCAGUGGCCUGUGGCAGAAACUGGAUUGGUGGCCACUAUUGGAUCCGGGGCUCAGCCCUGGUUCGGUCUCAGAGCGGACAUGGAUGCCCUCCCUAUUCAGGAAUUGGUGGAAUGGGAGCAUAAGAGCAAGAUUAAAGGAAAAAUGCAUGCUUGUGGCCAUGAUGCUCAUUUGACAAUGUUGCUUGGAGCAGCCAAAUUGCUGAAGCGCAUAUCCCAUAAGUUGAAGGGUACUGUUAAGCUUGUCUUUCAACCUGGUGAAGAAGGUCAUGCUGGGGCAUAUCACAUGCUAAAAGAUGGAGCUCUAGACGGGGUUCAAGCUAUUUUUGGCUUACAUGUUGCACCAUAUUUGCCCACUGGUAAAAUCAGUUCGAAACCUGGUCCAAUGAUGGCUGGAUCAGGCAGAUUUUCAGCUAUCAUUCAUGGGAAAGGUGGACACGCAGCAAGCCCACAUAAAACUAGAGAUCCAAUUCUUGCUCUUUCUAUGGCAAUCCUUGCACUCCAGCAGAUUGUUUCUCGAGAAACUGAUCCUUUAGACGCCAGGGUAAUCUCAGUUGCAUUUGUAGAGGGUGGUCAGGCAGGAAAUGUAAUCCCUGAGACAGUCAAGUUUGGUGGCACGUUUCGUUUCUUGAAUGCAGAAAGUUAUUCCUACAUCCGUCAAAGGAUUAAAGAGGUUGUGGAAACUCAAGCAACUGUCCACCGGUGUACUGCAACAGUCGACUUCAUGGAGGAGAAACUGAUACCUUAUCCAGUUACGAUCAAUAAUCCUGUGAUAUACGGACAUGCUAAAAAGGUUGGAGAGUCAUUGCUUGGGGAGAAUAAUGUGCUGCUCACCCCAAUGACUAUGGGAGCCGAAGAUUUCAGCUUCUAUUCUCAGAAGAUGCCCGCAACAUUUUUUAUGAUUGGAACAAGAAAUGAGACGACCAAACCUAUCAAACCGUGGCAUUCGCCCCACUUCAUUAUUGAUGAAGAUGUUCUUCCCAUAGGAGCUGCUCUACAUGCUGCAGUCGCCAUUACUUACUUGGAUGGCCAUGUUGAAAAUCAGUAG
Fraxinus pennsylvanica is the source of this 1305-nucleotide messenger RNA. NCBI's taxonomy places the organism in Eukaryota, Viridiplantae, Streptophyta, Magnoliopsida, Lamiales, Oleaceae. The record is from the annotation of a GenBank genome assembly.